This is a messenger RNA of Thunnus maccoyii (southern bluefin tuna), 558 nucleotides long. Its product is annotated as C1q-related factor-like. NCBI's taxonomy places the organism in Eukaryota, Metazoa, Chordata, Actinopteri, Scombriformes, Scombridae. The transcript is spliced from 3 exons. Bases 1 to 558 code for a protein of 185 amino acids. Gene Ontology annotation, molecular function: protein binding. The record is from RefSeq and is a predicted model, not a curated record.
AUGGGGGCCAUUUUAAUGAAGAAUGGUGCCCGUCAGAUUUCAACCUAUGAUAACCUUUCAGAUGAUGGUUCAGAUAGUAGCAGUAAUGCUAUUGUUCUGCAACUGGUUGCUGGCGAUAAGGUUUACAUGGAACUGUGGGACGACGCUGCUCCGAAGAUUGCGUUCUCCGCCUCUUUGUCAAACUCUGGUUAUGUUUACAGAGGACCCAGUGCAGACAAGAUCCUGGUUUUCAAAAGGGUCUUCUCAAAUACUGGCAAUGGUUACAAUCAAUAUAUAGGGAUCUUCACAGCACCAGUGAACGGUCUCUACUACUUCAGCUUCAGCACCUAUGGCUACAACAGUCAUAACAUGGGGGCCAUUUUAAUAAAGAAUGGCGUCCAUCAGGUUUCAAUCUAUGAUCACCGUUCAGCUGACGCCUCAGACAGUAGCAGUAAUGCUAUUGUUCUGCAACUGGUUGCUGGCGAUAAGGUGCACAUGGAACUGUGGGAUGACAGUAGAGUGUUUGAUAACCUGAGUGGACACACAACCUUCAGUGGUUUUGUCCUCUUCACUGUGUAG